This is a messenger RNA of Spea bombifrons (plains spadefoot toad), 608 nucleotides long. Its product is annotated as sesquipedalian-1-like. The record is from RefSeq and is a predicted model, not a curated record. Gene Ontology annotation, cellular component: early endosome; trans-Golgi network; recycling endosome. The transcript is spliced from 2 exons. Gene Ontology annotation, biological process: endosome organization; retrograde transport, endosome to Golgi; receptor recycling. Lineage: Eukaryota; Metazoa; Chordata; Amphibia; Anura; Pelobatidae. Bases 42 to 557 code for a protein of 171 amino acids.
GUCCCUGAGACUCCGAGCUGCAGGAAGUGCCAGGUCUUCGCAUGAAGCUGAAGGUCAGUCAGCGGCUGACUCUGUCGCUCCCGCAGAAGGAGGGCUACCUGCUGAAGAGGGGCGGCCGCCAUGCGUCCUACCACCGGCGCUGGUUCCAGCUGUGUGGGAAUCUGCUCUUAUACUGGGAGAGACAGGAGGACCCCCAGCCCCUCGGCCUCAUCCUGCUCGAGGGAAGCACGGUCUAUCUGAGGGCCACCCGGCUGGAAUUCGGCUUCUGCCUCUGCACCGUGUCCCGGGUGUACAAGAUGGCGGCCGAGUGCCAGCAGGAGCUGGAGCAGUGGGUGAGAGCGUUACUGAGCGCCAACCUCGGCUACACCAAGGCUAUUCUGGAGGAGCUACGGGGGCAAUACCUGAGCCUCGCAGCCGGGCAAAAGGAACCUCACAACGCAAGCUCCCCUGAGCGGCCCUCGGAGGAGCGAGUAUGGAAGGAGACGUUCGGAGUCCUGCACCAGUUCCUGGGAGAGGAGAUCCUGGCGCUGCGGCAGCCAAAGCCGAUCUGUCUGUAAAUCUGGGCUUUUGGGUUAUUUGUAAGAGAAAUAAUAAAACCAUCACGUUUA